This is a messenger RNA of Microplitis demolitor, 3163 nucleotides long. Its product is annotated as lysoplasmalogenase-like protein TMEM86A. The transcript is spliced from 6 exons. Gene Ontology annotation, cellular component: membrane. NCBI's taxonomy places the organism in Eukaryota, Metazoa, Arthropoda, Insecta, Hymenoptera, Braconidae. The record is from RefSeq and is a predicted model, not a curated record. Bases 245 to 949 code for a protein of 234 amino acids.
UGUACGACUUGCGUAUGACGUUAACUUGUAUAUAAAUAUGUAUCAUUUUGUUAGCACCGAUUCUUUGUACGUUUAAUAUAAUUAGCAAUAAGUUAACUUUAUUAUACAGUGACAUAUAAAUAUACAUAUAUAAAUAUAUUUGUAUUUGAGUUUUGUUGUCAUCAGUAGUACAUUCAACUUUUUGUAAAAUCAAAUAAUUUUUUUACUUGUUUUCACUUUUUUGUGAUUGUUUUAUUUUUUAACAAUGUCAUCGCCAACGCAAGUUUUAAAAAGCAUAGGACCAAAAUUAGUACCAUUUUUCAAGAGUGCUUGCGUAUAUUUUGUAUUACUGGCAGAACAACCGUCAUUACUUACAGCUUGUUUCAAAUGUUUACCAAUAAUUAGUCUAAUAUUUUUUGUUCUACUACAUGGUAUGAAUUUAUCUGAUGAGUAUAAAUUUUCCCGAAGAAUAUUGACAGGAUUAAUAUUUAGUUGUUUAGGAGAUGCUUUAAUUGUCUGGCCAAAUUUAUUUGUCGCCGGUAUGUCAAUGUUUGCUAUUGCACAGAUUAUGUAUAUAACUGCAUUUGGUUUUGUACCGUUGAAUUCAACGUUAGGAGCAAUGAUUUAUGCUCUUUGUACUAUAGUUAUUUAUAUAUUAAUGCCAGGAUUAAAUGGUAUAUUAGCAAUUGGUGUGCCAAUAUAUACAACAUUAUUGGGUACAAUGGCAUGGCGAGCAAUAUCACGUGUCCGUUAUUUUAAGGAACCAUGGACAUGGACGCAAUUAUGCAGUUGUAUUGGGAGCAUAUUCUUCUUAAUAUCAGAUACAUUAUUGGGUUUUCAUCACUUUUAUCAUCCAGUUCCUUAUGCAACGGUAUCAAUAAUGUUGACCUACUACGCAGCGCAAUUGGGUAUCGCACUGAGUGCCGUUAAUUCAAAAGAAAGUACCAAGACUGCGGUAGCUAUUAAAUAAAUACACUAUUUUAUUAAUAAUAAACAUAACAAACAAUAACAACAAUGAUUAUCAUAGAUACAUGUAUUAGUACUUUAAUACCCAUAAUACAAUAAGUUUAUAAUAGAAAAAAAUAUUAAAUUUUAUUUUUUGAAUAGUUACCGUGCAAUAGUUUUCCUUAUUUUAAAUUUUAUCAAAGUAAUUGUUGUUAUCAAAUAUCAUUAUUCUAAUUACUAAUUAUUGUUUGUAAAGCCAAGUUUAAGUAUGUAGUAAACACAUAUAUAUAGAAAAAUAUAAAUAUAUAUAUUUUUAUGUAGUAAAUUCUACAUUGAGAUCGAAAGUAUUCAUAAUUUUUGAAUAUUCUAUUAGUGGGGCGAUAAAUUUUAUCUGGGUGAUUUUUAUCUACAAUAGGGACCGUUAUAUUUUUUUGGAUAAGAUAAAAUAGUAUAUUACAGAACAAGUGUUGUCAAAAUUAAUACUCGAGUUCGGGGUUAGGGAACGUGGGCGCCAGCGAGUCCUUGACGGAUACGAAUUAUUGCUGUAGAAAUGCCGUAUUAUUACGGUAGAUAUGUCGUAUUAAUAUAAAUGCCGUAUUAAUAUAAUAGAAAUAACGUAUUAAAUCGGUAGAAAUGCCAUAUGGAAGGGAGCGAAGUAUAUGGCGAAAUAUAUAAAAAACUCAAAUUAAUAUUCUACUAUUUUUUAAACUUUUAUUAUUGUCAUGUAUUAUUUGUUUUGAAUUUCCCGGUUCACCUUACUCUACUCUAAAAUAAUUGUAUUUUAUAUUUAUUAAAAUUUUUUAUAUUUACUUUCUUUAUCGAAAUAUAUAUAAUUCAAUUUUCUGUGACAAAAAUACAAUUGCACUUUUUUAUAUAUAUCAUUUUUUAUAUUUUGACUUUAUAACGAAAUUUUAUUGUUUACACUGAUUUUAUGUAUCUCUUACAAUUAUCGAGCAUGAUUUUUUGUAACCAUCAGAUGUCGUUUUCAUCGCGCUCCCUGCUAAUAAACUCUGCAUAAACGCAGUAUAAUUGUGGUAGGAAUACCCUAAUAAAAUUUCACAAAUAUACCGUAUAAAUAUGGUAAAACUACUUGCUAUCGACUACAUUUAUACUUUUUUAAUACAGUGCUUGAACCGUAUCAUAAAAACUGCGACAGGUAAAUUACCGUACUUUACGGUAUUCGGAAUAAUUACGGUAAAUUACGGUAUUUUACAGUAACUUUCGGUAUUUUACGGUGAAGGUACGGUAAUUCACCGUAAAUAAGUGAAGUAUUUCACUGUGUUACGGUAAAAAUGCCACAAAUUGCAGUAAAUUACCAUAUUUUACCGCGAUUUGCUAUAGAAUACGGCAAUUUUCCAGCAAAAUACGGUAUUUCGCGUUAAAGUACGAAAAUUUGCCGCAACUCGCACCCGCUAGGAGUGUUACCAACCGAACAAGAAUAUUAUACUCGAUGUCACUAGUCGUUUGCGAAAUUUUAUAUAGUGAAUGCUUAAAAUAAAAACGCUGUUAAAUUUUUAAAGAUGGCGUCAUGCAGUCGCAAUUAUUAUAAUAAUUCGUCUUUAUAAAAAUCAAUGUUUUAUUUAAUUUGUUCAAUUUAUUCAUUAAAAUACAAAAAAAUUUAUUCAACUAUUUAUUUAUUUAAUUAUGAAAAAUUGAACCAAAUAUUCUGUCAUUUAAUCGAAAUUAAAAUCAUAUUUAUAAUUUAUUGUUUUACUCAUUAGCUAACAUUAAUUCUAACCUAACAAAAAGUCUAAUACAUAUUUUAUUUUAUUUUAAAGUAAGGUUAUAAACUUAAGGUGACGCAUUAUGACGAUCUAAAGUCGUUUGUCGACAAAUUUAAGGUUACGAUCUAGAGAAUUUUUUUUGCUAGUGAUGUAGCUUCGAGUAAAGGCAAGUUCACCCGGGUAACCUAUCUUGCACAUUUCGUUAACUUGGACUACAGAGUAGGGAUAUGUCACACCCAUUUUUUAAAAUUUCGAGGAGAAGGGAUGCACUAGUGUUUUAAAAAAAAUAUAACACUGCAUCCGACCAAUCAGAAAUGAUCAGAGUUCGAUCAAAAAGGUUACGAGGCUGUUAGACAUUUAAAAGCGUUUAUUUUGAGCAUAAAUUAUAUAAAAAAAAAAUUUUUAUUCAAUCACUGCUUACUUUUUGAAUAAGUACUUUGAGAAUUGAAAAAGUAGCAAAUAAAAAUGUUUUCUUUUUUCAAAUUUUUGAAGUUUGGAUAGUAUAUAUUUUUUUU